AUUUCAGACGACAACGACUGUACGUCAGGGAGGGAAUUCUGUACAAACAAGAGAUUAGGCCUAUAUAUAAUAAAAUCAAAUUGUUGUAUACAGUAUAGGCUUUUAUAUGAGCUUUGGUUUUCAUCUCAUUUGCUGAAGGAUGGAUGCUAUUCUACAGUAUGAUCCAAGAAAGGAAGAAACAUUUUAUCAAGUACUAGGUUGCAAUCCACUAUCAACAGUUGAGCAGAUCAACACUGAAUACAAGAUAAAAGCAUUAAAAUAUCAUCCAGACAAAAACCCAGAUGACAUGAUCGCUGCGCAAGAAUUUAGCAAGAUUCAGCGAGCACGGGAUAUUCUCGUCAAUGAAGAGAAACGCAAAGAGUACGACAUGUGGCUGUCCUCCGGAUUGCAUAUACCUUACGAAGAAUGGUCUCGCCUAAAAGAUUCUGUUAAAACAUCAAUGCAUUGGUCAAUGAAAGUAAAGACAGACCCAAUGAUUGAAGAUACCACCAAAGAUGUAGAAGAAGAUGAUGCAAAAUAUGGGAACAACCAAGCUUCAAGUUUUGCAGAAUGGAAACGACAGCCACAAAGUGAUAUAAUAAACAAAUUUAGAAAUUAUGAUAUUUGAAAAUUAUGGUUAUAUGGAAAAUAGUAACAGUAAAAAAAUAGAUAAUUCAGAGUGUUGGUAUUCUGCAUUUAUUUGGUGACUGUCUUAAUCCUUUCGUAGUUUCCAGUGCAAAUGUCUAUGUCAAAGGUCAUGGUAUAAUAACAAGAGUCAUAUGGCUUAUAUACGAGUGAUGUUUUGCCCUACCUGGUAUAUCGUACUGAAUUCUCUGUACAUUCCCAAGUACUUGCAGAAAAAUCUGUGAUUUGGUUGGGAAUGAACCUACGACCUCCUGGUAACUAACCUGGUGUCAUAACCACUAGACCACUGAGCUUGCAAUUAGUGUGGAAUCUGAUUUCCAAAAUUGCAGCGGGUACUGUAAUGCUAUUUCAAUAUGACUAAUGCCAUUAUUCUGAAUUUUUAGACCCAUAAGAAUUAACUUUAUAGUUUUAGCCGAAUGACACCAUGGCAUUCAACUACAUAUUACAUUUAACUUAUUUGUUUAUAUACCUUGAUUCUGUCACUCUUUACAUCAAUAUAAGUUUGCUUAUUGUACAGCCAUAGUUUAUUGAUUCAAUUUUUUUUUUGACAACUCCACCACUUACUUAUUUUUAAGCUGUUUAGAGAUGUUUUAUAACAUAUUAUACCCGAAGAUGUUUGUAUAUUUUCUUGAUCCAAACAGUUAUGGCCAACAGAGGUGGCUUGUAUGUAAAUAUUUUUGUAUUAUGUAAUCCUACCUUCUUUUUGUUUUGUAAAUGUUAAGGUGCAAGGUUUUUUAAAACAUUCAAAAUAUGUAAAUAAUGAUUUGUAUUGAUAAUUUAUAAUCCUUUGUUUUUGUUAGAGUGAAUGGCUAAGUGCAUUUUUUUUUCUAACUCUUAAAAUCAUCAGUCGUAUCAAAUGGUUAUCGCGUAAUGAGACAGCUAUUAAAUAAUCCAAUAACUGCCA
Messenger RNA from Anneissia japonica, 1528 nucleotides. Its product is annotated as dnaJ homolog subfamily C member 12-like. Gene Ontology annotation, cellular component: cytoplasm. NCBI's taxonomy places the organism in Eukaryota, Metazoa, Echinodermata, Crinoidea, Comatulida, Comatulidae. Bases 140 to 607 code for a protein of 155 amino acids. The record is from RefSeq and is a predicted model, not a curated record. The transcript has 5 exons.